This is a messenger RNA of Bradysia coprophila, 1539 nucleotides long. RefSeq names its product regulatory particle non-ATPase 13 (gene Rpn13). Gene Ontology annotation, cellular component: cytoplasm; proteasome regulatory particle, lid subcomplex; nucleus. NCBI's taxonomy places the organism in Eukaryota, Metazoa, Arthropoda, Insecta, Diptera, Sciaridae. The record is from RefSeq and is a predicted model, not a curated record. Gene Ontology annotation, molecular function: endopeptidase activator activity; proteasome binding.
GACAGAUCUAAGUGUUCGAAGCGCUCAUGUUGUGAGUAUCCUUAAAUAAAAAUGUGACAAUCCUUCAGAGCACUGACAUUUUAUCACUCAAAAUUUGUGCUGUUUCAUGCUUAAGAGAUUGUCCAAGAUUUGACGUAUAACGAAAAACGCAAAAUCACAAAGAAGAAAUUAACGAUGAGUGGACCAAUAUUCGGUAAUAAUUCCUCGACUGGUAGUUCGGGAGGUAAUCGCCAUUUGGUGGAAUUCAGAGCUGGUCGCAUGAAUAUGGUCGGUAAGAUGGUGAAUCCCGACACACGUAAAGGUAUGGUCUAUUUGUACCAAGCCGAGGAUCAAUUGAUUCAUUUCUGCUGGAAAGAUCGAUCAAAUGGAAAAGUUGAAGAUGAUCUUAUCAUCUUUCCCGAUGAUUGUGAAUUUAAACGCAUCGAUCAGUGCAAAACUGGCCGUGUGUUUCUGUUGAAAUUUAAGUCUUCGUCAAGGCGAUUAUUCUUUUGGAUGCAAGAACCGAAGACCGAUAAAGACGAAGAAUACUGUCGUCGUGUCAAUGACAUUAUGAAUAAUCCACCAUCGGCAAGCACUUUGUCAUCAUCACGGGCCGGCGAAAGCAAUGACUUGCAAUAUAUGCUCAACAAUAUGUCGCAGAUGCAACUGAUGCAAUUGUUCGGAGGCGUUGGACAAAUGGGCGGCUUGAGUAAUUUAUUGGGAUCGAUACACCGUCCAUCUGAUAGCGCAAGAACUUCUGCUCGGACAUCGACUACAUCGACACCACCAACAUCUGCAACUCCAGCAACUACAGCAGUAACAUCGGCUGCAACACCAGAAACUCCAAACAAUGCUGUACCUGUUACUACACCCUCAGCACCUAGAAAAAAUGACACUGGUGGCAAGAAAGACGAUGUAUCGAAAGUGUUAUUGUCGGAGCUCCAAAGCUUUUUGUCCGGCUUGAAAACAUCGGAUGGUGCAGGUGGAUCAUCUACAAAUGGCCGAAACAUUGACCUGUCAACGGCAGUAAAUGCAGAGACUGUUAGCUUUUUGACAGAUGCGGAACGUACUGAAAAUUUGUUAGCUCAUUUGCCAAAUAUUGACAGCGAUGACAACGCAAAAGAACAACUUCGAGAGACCAUUACAUCGCCGCAAUUUCAGCAAGCACUUUCGAUGUUCUCCUCCGCAUUACAAUCUGGUCAACUUGGGCCCGUUGUUUCACAAUUUCAAUUGAACGAUGAGGCCGUGGCAGCUGCUUCAGCCGGUGACCUGGAGCAAUUCGUUAAGGCGUUGGAAAAGAAUGCUAAAGAAAUUGUUGCCAAAGCUACCGAAAAGGAGCAGGAGCAAAAGAAAGACGAUGCUGCAAUGGAAGAGGACAAAAAUGGAUCAACCUAAUUUUUCAAUAUUGGCCUCUGUCCAUCCUCUAAUAGAUUUUGAUUUACGUUUUCUUUGUCUCCUUCUUGCGUUAAAGUUUUUUCAAAUUUCAAAAACUAAAAACUUUAUUUAGAAUUAACCGGGUGUUCCAUAAAUGCAGUAAAUAAAAAUAUUUCGCUUUGAUAA